UACAAACACACUGGCGGUCACUGGCAAACGUGAUUUUAUGCUGCUGCUGUAUAUGCAGGCAACAUGAAGGCGACUGUUGUGCUCUACGUGUCUGCAUGCAUACUGGCGGAAGCCGAACUCGGUUCUGGGAAAGAUAAUGCAAAAUGUCAGGAUACACAUUCUUGGUGUAAGUCCGCCAGCUGUGACAGCCCUGGUAUUGCGGACAGCUGCCCGAUGACAUGUGGACGCUGUAACACCACAGUGAACUGUGAACGUGGACAGUACUGGAAUGGCAGCAGCUGCGAGGAAUGCUGGGAUGGAAUGCCUCCUGAGUACAGCGGGAAGUGUCCUUGUACAAUAACUGGGAGAUGGGGAGUAAACUGUGAACAUACGUGCAACAAAUGGUGUUUGGAUGGUAUUUGUGACCCCAUUUCUGGUGAAUGUGCAAACUGUCCACGGAACAGAUAUGAUCAGAAGUGCGACAAAACAUGUGACAACUGUGGUAACUGUACAGACACACCCUCAAACUGUCACCGCACAAAUGGAACCUGUCUGUGUGGAUGUAGCCCUGGAUUCUAUGGACAUGCAUGUGGACAGAAAUGCCACAGUAACUGUAGAUUCAAGUCAUGUAACUUCUCUGGAAUCUGCAUUGAUGGUUGUAAGGAAGGACAUUUCGGACCACAAUGUGAUAAAAACUGUGGAGAAUGUGUGGAUAAAUCUUGUUCAACAAUAGGUGAAUGUUUGAAAGGUUGCAACAGUGGAUGGCAUGGUAAGGGAUGCAACACCCGCUGCAGUAACAACUGUGAACAUUCAAACUGCCAUCAGAACGGAACAUGCAUGGAGUGCUUGGAUGGUUUUCAUGGCGACCAAUGCAAGAAAAACUGUUCUACUGGAUGUCCCACGAAACGGUGUAACAGGGAUGGAAGUUGUCAAUGCAGAAAGGGAUAUUUUGGCCACCAGUGUCGUAAUACCUGCAGUGUAAAUUGUCUUAACACAAGUUGUAGUCAGACAUCUGGGGAAUGUGAGUAUGGUUGUGUACUGGGGUGGUAUAGACCGACGUGUAGUACCAGAUGUCCUGACAACUGUGCUGCUGGUGCCUGCAACAGAUACGAUGGCUCAUGUUUGUCUUGUAGGGAGGGAUUCAGGGGACAUAUUGUAACAUGUCCUGUCCUCGACAUUGUGUUGAAUGUGACCAGAAUGCCAGCAACUGUAUGUCGUGUGAGCCUGGUUAUUUUGGAAACACCUGUGGAGAAAAGUGCAACGGUUGCCUUAAUGGGAGGUGUGAAAUCACAGAUGGAUUCUGCAUUGACGGAUGUAAACCAAAUUUGUAUGGGCGAGAAUGUAAGUCAUGCAACGGAAGUACUUGUGGUGUUUUUGUGUGUGGUUGUAGCCCUGGCCGCUGUGAAAAGUGACAGCAACGUUGUCCAUUGGCUGCCGGCUCUGUUUGUGAUCAUCAUCAUUCUUCUUUCAAUGGCUCUAUAUGCCAUAAAAAGGAAUAAACUUAACAAUAUCCUGAAAUGGAGAUACAUUGUCGGCCAUCCUGGAAGCAGCCCGACUCCAAUGUCAUUGAUCAACCCUUCGUAUCAGUCAACACCCAGAGGUGUUGCAACACCUGAGAACUCUGACUAUCAAGAGUGGCAGCCCUUGACAAGUGCAGACGUCGAGGACGAUUACAUCACAGCGAGACAUUCAGGAUUUGCCUUCACCCACCAAUCUGCAUCCGCUCACCUGAUCUCACCCAGAGAGUCAUGUCAUGAUGGUGACCUUGGUCCUCCUGCGUGUCACGUAACGGACAAGUCAAACCUAGUAGCUAUGUGGUCAACAGAGGUGAUGGUGCAAGGCCUGCGACUCUACGUUGAACAGAUGAAGAGAAGGGGUGGUUUCACAGAGCAGUGUUAUGAACUUCCGUGUGGCAAACUUGGGCCGUGUGACGAAGCCGAAUUGCCAGAAAAUGUUUGCAAAAACAGAUAUAGAAACAUACUGCCAUAUGAUCAUUGCAGAGUCAAACUUUCCCCUAUCCCCAACAUCCGUAGAUCCGACUACAUCAACGCUAGCUACAUAAAUGGAUACGGGGAGAAACACACAUUUGUAGCCACACAAGGACCUUAUGGAGACGUUAUUCGAGACUUCUGGAGGAUGAUAUGGGAAAUAGAUGCCAGCAAAAUAAUCAUGUUAACAAACUGUGUAGAAAACAGAAAGGCAAAGUGUGAGAAGUACUGGCCGGACUUCGGCCAGCCAGGCUCUGACUAUAACGAUGUCCAUGUCCAAUGUGUCGCCGAGGAGGAGCUGAUGGACUACACGGUCAGGACGUUCUCUGUACACCGGGAGGCGGAGUUACCUCGGAGACUGAAGCAGUACCACUUCACAGCGUGGCCAGACAAAGGAGUGCCAGAAGAUGUCGGGACGCUGGUGGACUUCCACAGACUGGUCAAGAACGCACCGUCAACUGGGAAAGGCCCAGCGGUUGUCCAUUGCAGUGCUGGUGUCGGUCGGACUGGAACGUGGAUCGCUCUGGACUAUUUGAUCCAACAAGCUAAGGCGGAAGGUGUGGUGGAUGUCUUUGAGUGCAUUGUCAGACUCCGACACCAGCGCAUGGAUCUCAUUCAGACCGAGGAGCAGUUCCUGUUUCUCCAUGAGGCCCUAAUGGAGGCUCUCCCGUCUUGUGACAGAAUGAGGCCCAGUCUCGUCCACAACGGUACUGGGGAUUACGAAAACGUGGAGAAAUUUCGUGAGCCGGCAAAGAACCCAUUUUCGGAUCACAGCGUCGUAAUUCACCAUGGCAACGACCAAAUACCAGAAGUUCCCAGACGUUUGUUACCAUCCCAGGCUCAGUUGACCUUGAACCAGUGAACAUUUCAAGAACCGUGUCAGGACUGUCAGCACCUGAAGACAAAGUUCCGUGUGUCAACACAAUCGCAUCAAGACAUAGUUCCAUCAACAUCGAAGUUCUUCAUUAUUGGGGGUGGGGUAGCCUAGUGGUUAAAGCGUUCGCUCGUCACGCCGAAGACCUGGGUUCGUUUCCCCAC
This is a messenger RNA of Haliotis rubra (blacklip abalone), 3005 nucleotides long. RefSeq lists its product as uncharacterized. The transcript has 17 exons. Gene Ontology annotation, molecular function: protein tyrosine phosphatase activity. Bases 64 to 2829 code for a protein of 921 amino acids. Gene Ontology annotation, biological process: protein dephosphorylation. Lineage: Eukaryota; Metazoa; Mollusca; Gastropoda; Lepetellida; Haliotidae. The record is from RefSeq and is a predicted model, not a curated record.